AUGGCGGAAGUCCUCCCAGCCGAUGCCGAUGGCAAAACUUCAGCUUCUUCUCAAAGCAACGACAAGUGCAUCGUCGAGCCGGCUAUCACUGAGGUCCUCCAAGAGGCACCGAAACGAACAUGGAAAUCUUAUUUGUGGGACACCUUCGACAAGUCUCCAAAGGAACGUCGAUUUCUCUUCAAGCUUGAUGCGGUAUUGAUGACAUUGACAUCACUUGGUUACUUCAUUAAGUAUUUGGAUCAGGUCAACAUCAACAAUGCAUUCGUGUCUGGCAUGAAAGAAGAUCUCAGCCUGUAUGGGAAUGAGCUCAACUAUAUGCAAAUCUACGUCCUUCGCUUCUUCAUUGGCCUUGCAGAAUCCACCUUUUAUCCCGGGAUGCAAUACAUCAUUGGCUCCUGGUACCGCAAAGACGAAUUGGCCAAGCGUAGUUGCUUGUUUCAUGCAAUGGGAAACGUUGGGUCAAUGGUUUCUGGCUAUCUCAUGGCUGUUGCCCAUAAUCUUGACGGCGUGCAUGGCUAUCACGGCUGGCAGUGGCUGUUCAUCACCAACACUAUCGUGUCCCUUCCGAUUGCCAUUUCUGGAUUCUUCUUCCUGCCUGACUUACCAGAAAUCACAAAAGCCUGGUACUUUACUCCCGAUGAAAUCGUCCUAGCUCAAAAGCGCAUGCAACUGGAAGGACGCGCCCAGAGGGCGCCUUAUACGAAGGCAAAGUUUGUCAAGAUCUUUUCCAGUUGGCAUAUCUGGACUCUGGUCAUUCUUUAUAUUGUCUUCAAUAACGGCAACGGAGGAAACUCUCAACCCGCAUUUCCCUUCUGGCUGAAGUCUGAGGGUUACAGUCUUCGCGAAGUCAACAUCUAUCCCACGAUUACCGAGGUAGUCAGCAUUAUCACUCCAUUGAUCUACGCAUGGACCUCAGACAGUCUGUUUCGGGGAGCUCGCUGGCCAGCUAUCGUCUUUUCAGGGCUAGUCAAAAUUAUCGCUUACGUUCCCUUAACAAUUUGGAAUGUGCCCAACAGCCUCAAAUGGGCAUGCUUCAUCUUGUGUGGGUUUGGAGGAGGAAUCAGUGGCCUGACAUUCGCCUGGGCCCACGAAAUCUGCAGCGAUGAUAACGAGGAAAGGGCUUUGGUCACCGGGGCCAUGAAUCAAAUGGCCUACGUCUUUCAGGCAUGGCUGCCAUUGGUGAUUUGGCAACAGGUCGAGGCCCCUGCAUACCCCAAAGGCUACCCAAGCAUGGUUGCCCUUUCAAUCGUUCUGAUCGGCAUUGCCUUUGUCAUUCGUUUCUUACACAAGGGGGAGAUACGUCUCAAAGGUGCACUUGGGCCGAAUCCUGCUUGA
Molecule: messenger RNA, 1335 nt
Organism: Colletotrichum aenigma
Lineage: Eukaryota; Fungi; Ascomycota; Sordariomycetes; Glomerellales; Glomerellaceae
Gene: liz1-2
Product: Pantothenate transporter liz1
Exons: 3
Coding region: 1-1335 (444 amino acids)
Biological process (GO): transmembrane transport
Cellular component (GO): membrane
Molecular function (GO): transmembrane transporter activity
Source: RefSeq, a predicted model, not a curated record